AUGAACUCGGUGGCGGCAAGGGAUUCGGGUGAAGGUUAUGAACGGGAACCUGGAGUGGGCGCUGACGGUUAUGCAGAGGAAGAUGACGUCGAGUGGGAUCGAGAGGAUGAUAAAGCGGGAGCAAACGCACCACCUCAAGAACUCCGAGAAGCGCAUCUUGGCCCGCAAGAAUCUCGAACAGAAACUCCGAUCUCAAGACCUCGCUCGCAAGCUCAAGGCCGUCCUCCUCAAGAAAGUCAGAGGCCUGUGAGAAUAUCGUUCGAGCAGAUGCUGGAUUGGCAUUUACCCUUUUUUUGUUCUAGAAUUUCACAGCUAAAUACAGCACACUCUUUUGAUUUCCGCUGCGACUGUAGUUUUUAUAGACAAGUUAGUUUUUAUUGAUGAGUAAUUUACUCAGAUUCUUCGAAGAAAUUAUUUGUCAUUUGAGAGAUGUUACGUAUCAUUCAAGCUCGAGUAUAAAUUUUCCAUGUCA
Pyrus x bretschneideri (Chinese white pear) is the source of this 472-nucleotide messenger RNA. RefSeq lists its product as uncharacterized. The transcript has 3 exons. The record is from RefSeq and is a predicted model, not a curated record. Bases 1 to 381 code for a protein of 126 amino acids. NCBI's taxonomy places the organism in Eukaryota, Viridiplantae, Streptophyta, Magnoliopsida, Rosales, Rosaceae.